Molecule: messenger RNA, 924 nt
Organism: Aspergillus calidoustus
Lineage: Eukaryota; Fungi; Ascomycota; Eurotiomycetes; Eurotiales; Aspergillaceae
Source: the annotation of a GenBank genome assembly
AUGGCGAAUGAUCCCCCGAUCCCCAUUCCAGACCUCAGCGGGAAAGUCGCCAUCGUAGCCGGUGGCCAUACAGGGCUAGGCUUCGGGACAAGUAUCGAGCUGGCGAAACACGGUGCCCGCGUGUACAUCGCCAGUCGCUCGGCGAGCAAAAUCGAUGAUGCAAAGCGUGAUAUCCUGGCCGAGAGUCCAAACGCUGACGUUCGGUUUCUGUCGCUGGAUUUGGCGGAUUUGGGUAGUGUGAAGGCGGCAGCGGAGAGGUUUCUCAAGGAAGAGCCGAGUCUUCAUUUGCUGGUGAAUAAUGCUGGGGUUAUGUGCGUCCCAUACGAGGAGACCGUGGACGGGUUCGAGAUGCAGAUUGCGGUCAACUACAUUGGCCACUUCCUCUUCACAAAGCUCCUCUUACCAACAAUGCAAACCACGGCAGCGGCAUCCAGCAAGGGGAGCGUGCGUAUCGUGAACGUAUCCAGCGACGGGCACGCAAAAUUAGCCCCGAAGGAAGGCAUGAUUUUCUCAGACAUAAACAUGAAGGAUACUUUCUCCGUGUGGGCUCGAUACGGACACUCCAAGCUGGCAAACGUCCUGCAUUCAAAAGAGCUGGCAAAGAGGUAUCCAGAUAUCCUCUCGGUGUCCCCGCAUCCGGGAACGGUGAAGACAAACCUAUCGGCAGGGCCAGUAUCGUCAACACCUUUAUACAGGUUGAUAAAACCACUUGUCGAACUAGCCGCGCCUGGUCCACGGAAGGGAGCGGCAAAUAUCCUUUUUGCCGCCGUAUCCCCGAGGUUGAAGCUCGAAUUCGACAAUGGCGCAUAUCUGCUCCCUGUGGGAAAGCUAUCGCCGACAAGUAAGGCGGGAGCAGAUCCGAAAAUGGCCAAGGAACUCUGGGAGUGGACGGAGAGGGCGCUGGCAAGUCGAGGAUUUGAGUAA